Molecule: messenger RNA, 6269 nt
Organism: Diachasmimorpha longicaudata
Lineage: Eukaryota; Metazoa; Arthropoda; Insecta; Hymenoptera; Braconidae
Product: E3 ubiquitin-protein ligase RBBP6-like
Exons: 13
Coding region: 267-5864 (1865 amino acids)
Biological process (GO): protein ubiquitination; ubiquitin-dependent protein catabolic process
Cellular component (GO): nucleus
Molecular function (GO): ubiquitin protein ligase activity; zinc ion binding; nucleic acid binding
Source: RefSeq, a predicted model, not a curated record
UUUUUUCUUGGCAGCCAUUGCUGUACAAUUUUUUGUUAGUUCCGUACAUAAACCGAAAUUGUUCGUUUGGAAGUGGUUCCAGUCAUAAUUAGUCGCUGUUAUCAAUUAAGCAAAUUGGACUGCCGUAAUGUGAACCGUACUGCGGCUUCCAGAAUGUACACACAUUGACAACAUUUUUUUUUCGGGUCCCUUCAUCUUCAAAAAGUUGUAUUCUCGUUCAUUAGUGAAAUUUCAUUGUGCUUUUCCCAGAACACCAUCUAUUGAUCAUGUCCGUGCACUACAAAUUCAAGUCCACCAAGGAUUUCGACACGGUGUCCUUCGAUGGACUUCACAUUUCCGUUGCUGAUCUCAAGAAGGCAAUAUUUCAUCAGAAACGACUUGGUAAAAACACGGAUUUCGAUCUACAAAUAACCAAUGCACAAACUAAAGAAGAUUACACAGAUGAUAAUGCCCUGAUAGCGAAAAACACGAGCUUGAUAAUAGCUCGAAUUCCCCUAACAGUUCAACAAAAAAGGUCGUGGGAUCGCAAUGAGCCCCAGUCCUUCUCAAACCCCAAAGAUGAAUCUGGCAUGGGGCACACAGUGGACCUCACCAGAUUGGAUGGAUCCGAGGAGGAUAAGAUCCGUGCCAUGAUGACCCAAUCCACUCAAGACUAUGAUCCCUCGAAUUACAUGAAAAUUCGCGGUGCCAAUCAGACUGGUGAAGUCCCGCCAAACUACAGAUGCUACAAGUGUCAUCAACCAGGGCAUUGGAUCAAGAAUUGUCCGUUGGGUGCGACCCAAGAACCUAUCGAGAUCAAGAAGAGCACAGGAAUACCCAGGAGUUUUAUGGUGCCUGUGGAGGGGCCAUUGGUGCCUGGUGCCAUGAUGACCCCCACUGGACAUUAUGCGGUUCCGGCUAUUGAUCAUCAAGCUUACAAAGAGGGAAAGAAGGAGAGACCCCCGUUUUUUCAAGAUCCUGAGCCAGCCGCUGAAAAACCUGAGAUUCCAGAGGAUUUGAUCUGCAGUAUUUGCAAGGAUUUGUUGACCGAUGCUGUCAUGGUUCCAUGCUGUGGCAAUUCUUACUGUGAUGAGUGUAUUCGAUCAUCCCUCCUAGAAUCUGAAGAACACGAAUGUCCAGGUUGCAAUGAGAAAGACGUGUCUCCCGAGACUCUCAUUCCAAAUCGUUAUCUUCGUGGCAACGUCUUGCAAUUCAAUAACAAAACUGGAUAUGCAAAAAAGGCACCGUAUCGACCAGCCGUUAAGCCCCAACCUCCAGUGGUCGAAAAUGAGAAAACUGAAGGGAACCAGGGGGAAUCGUUUCAACUAUUAUCGAAGGUUAACUCCCCCAUUGAGGAUACAUCAGUACCAGGUAUUACAGCUUCAGAUACGAAAGAAUCAACACCUGUGCCAGAAAUACCCGAGCAUUUUGCGCCACCAGUUGCUGAUGAAGAGUCUGAAGUAAUUCCACCACCCCCACCUGGCACUGAGCCAUUGCUACCAAUCCCAUCAGUGCAUAAAUCGCCUCCGAAAGAGAGUGAUUCCACAGAGGCUCACAUUACUGACAGGAGGGACCACGAUGAUGGCUAUGGAGGUGAUUAUGGAGGUGAUUACGAUGAUUAUGAAAAAGAUCGAAGAUCCAGGGAGCGUCACAGGAGUUACAGUAAAGAGGGUCAUCGUGAUAGGACUGGAGAUGGAGGUAGACGAAUUGAAAAUAUAAGAUCGAUGAAUAGGAGAAGAUCUUUGUCCCCCAGACAGAGACAAGAUUAUCAGGCUCAUGGCUCAUCACUCCCCCAUAUGAUGAAUCAGUCGAAGGGGUAUCAGAAUAUUCCACCUAGUAAUCAACAGAGGUAUCCGAGUAUGCAUUAUGAUUCUCAAUUGAGGAGAUCGACUGAGGAUCGGCCUGGUACACCUACUGUUGAUGAACCCCAUUUGCAUUCACAAUCGGCAGUAAAUCAAGCCCCCUUGCUGCCAUAUCCCCCUGGUGAAGAAUGUAUACCACCUCCACCACAGGAGAAUUACAAUCAGCCACCCCCAAGAAUGGCGCCUCACAAUACUCCAUUAUUACCCCAUCCAUGUAUGGGCCACAGAAUGCCCAUGUAUUCUCAUCAGCAGGGGCCACACUACGGCCCACCGAGGGCCAUGGUGUUGUCCCUUGCCAGCAGACCGCCUUGUCAGCAGUCUGGCUACCGAUCCUCUCAACCGCCGAGGAAUUACAAUGGUCCCCCGAGGCCAAUGAGAGGAAUGCAUCAUCGGGGUUACCGAGGGAUGCAACCGCCACCACCUGGACUUGGCCGCAUAAUGCAUAACGGAAAUCAACCUGGUAUUUGUUAUAGAGUUAUAGAUGAUCCGCUGGAGGCAUUUAACCGUAUGCUGCGAGAAAAAGACGAACGAGAUAGAAGGAUGGGUAAACAUCGCAGACGCUCUAGAAGUCGUUCACGAUCACGAAGCUACACGCGGUCACGUUCUCGUUCAUUCAGCCGACGUUCACCGCCUCCAUCGCGCAUUAGUAGGUCUAGAAGUCCUCCGCUCAAGAGAAGAUCAUCGAGAUCUCCACCAUCUCGUCGGAGCAGGACACCGAAGAGGAGGUCUCGUAGUGGAAGCUUCUCUAUUAGUCGGUCAAGAUCAUACUCUCGCAGCCAGUCCCCAAGAGGUUCGAUCCCUAGGGAUCGAGAGAGGGAGAGGGACAGAGAACGUGAAAGGGACCGGGAUUUACCUGCACGCUACAGGUCACCCGUCAGAUCACCUCCAAGAUUCCAAAGAGAUCGUGAACGCGACCGAGAUCGCGGCAGAUCUCGCGAGCCUCCCCGAGACUCUCGUGAGCAAUACACCAGUUAUUACAACGAUUCACCAGCAAAUGAGUAUGGUUUUCGUGAGCGUGAACGUGACAUAUCAAAUCGUGAAAGAGGACCACGUUAUCUACCACGGAAUCAAACGACUCCCCACAAUAUACCACCAUUGCUAUCGCACGCAAUACCACCAAUGUCAAUGGGUACACCACAACAACCGGAAAGGAAAGACUAUUAUGAUUCCUACAACAGCAGGUAUGGGGGACAAACUCAGAGAUUCAACAGUCCUGCGCGUGAUCACAAGCGUUCUGAUGAUGUUGCUCCACCGGGGACAGAGGGAUAUUAUGAUUUACCACCACCAGGAGCUGAUCAUCCGGAGACAUCGAGGGAUGAUCGUGAUAGAUCACGUGGAAUCAAGGAUGUUGAGGAACAUGGGAAGGAUGGAGAUGGGGAGGAGAGACUACGUGAUGAUAGAAUUCGAGAUCGGGAACGAGACAGAGAGGACAGAGAUCGUCGUCCCUUGGAAAGAGACAGAGAUCGUGAACGUGAACGGGAGAAAGAGGAUCGAGAUAAAUGUACCUUGCGUGAGAAAGACGACAGAAAGGAGAAGGACAGAGAGCGUGAUGACCGAUACUCCAGGGAUCGCCGAGAAGAAGACCGCCAGAUGGAUAGAAGGGAGUACGACACGAGUCGUUACAGAGAUGAUCGAGACCGUCACAGAGGAGAGGAGAAAUUCCGAGGUCGAGAGAAAGAUCGAAAAGAUCGUGACUACGAGAUUGAGAAGGAUCGAGAUCGGUAUGAGAGACAUUCAGCCGAUCACAAGAAAUCUAAGAAGAGCUCUAGUCCCCACCCACCAAAAUCCCGAUCCGAGAACAAGGACUCUUCUCCGGAGAGAAGCAAAAAGAAAGAAAAAGAUCAGGAGGAGAGGCAAGAUGAGAAGAAGAAGGAGAAGAAGAUCAAAGAUAAGAAAAAGAAGAAAGAUAGCGAGGAGAAGGAGAAGAAAAAGAAGAAGAAAAAAGAGAAGAAAACUCUCAGGGAACUUGCAAAAAAUGAACACGCCAAACUUGCUGCGGACUCUGACAAUUUCGCUGUCGAGCCAAAACAAGCAGAUACUCCGUUAGAUCUCAAACCCACUGAGAGCGGCGAAGAACCCAUGGAAUCUGUUGAAACAAAUCUACCACUGGAGUCUUCACUUACAACUGACUUUGACGAUAAAUCCUUGACCAUGAAUCCAGAGCCUCCCGAGUUUCCUGAAAACAAUUCCCUUCACCAGAUAGACUCCGAACUAAGUCAAAAUCCUCCCAAUCCCAAUUUCAAACCAAUUCCAGAGCUAAAGGCAGACCUCAAACCCAUUGAGAGUCUCUACGGUGGAUUAGAUGACACUGAGAUCAAGGCUGUGAUAACAGAGAAGUACACUCUCCUUUCUGAAACUGAGAAAGAAGAUAAGAUCGAUGAUUUAACAGAAUCCUCCCAGCAUCCGGAUGAUAGCACAUGCUCAACUUUGAUAGCCAAAGCAAGUCCUUCACGAGAAGAAAAAUCCCCCAAGCGAGACGAAUUUCUUGCACCAUUACCGGAAUUAUCGAAAUGGGAGCGUGACGAUACGAUUGAAAAAUCCGAUGAAAUUAUUCUAGUAUCACCUCAACCAACGGAAGUUCCCAGUGAUGAAUCAAAAUCAACGAAAGUUGUUACAUCGGAGGUGCUCAAACGCGCUGAGAAUGCGAUAUUCCAGAAAGCCAUUAAUGCUAUUAGGCCGAUUGAAAUAAAAAAGAUAAGCGAAAGUAGAAAAAUACUUUAUCAGAAUCCCGAGCCAAAGAUCGUAGAGCCAGAGGUUAAUCGCGAAAGAAAGAGCGUUAAUGUUACUAUUAAUGUUGGGAGGAAUGAGAGGAAUGUUGAGAUUACCGAGCCUAUUAAAAAGGCAAAAUUAGACAGAUCAAAGUUCAAAAAUGAGUCACACUCACCUACGAGAUUAUCGGCGAAAGAGAGAUUGGGGGAGAAAAUUGACGAUGAUAAGGAAAAGAAGCCGACGGUCAGGCAGUUUAUCGACAAAAGAGAAUUGAUAAAGACCGAGGAUUCAAAUAGAUCGAAAUCGCCAAAGCUCAGGGAGAGAAAAAUAUCACCGUUGUUGGAGAGACGAGUGGAGCCACCAAUUUCUCUGAACAGUGAUCGAAAAGUCUUCUUAGAGGAACGAAAGCACAGGUCUGUACAUUCACGGGAUGGAAGUGGAUGUAGAUCUGAAAAAUUCGAUUUCAGAGAUUCAAAAUCCGACGGAAAACUUGAAUUUAGACAGGGAAGGAAUGACUACCGGUCAGAAUCACGGGGUGAUAAAGAUCGGAGGCUUAGGACGCCUCCUUCUCACAGGAGAGACGACUCAAAGGCGAAUCCCGUGAAACGAAAGUCUGAGGAUUUGGAACCCGAGAAAAAAAGGGAGAAGAAACUUCGGGACGAGAAAAAACGUAAGAAGGAGCACAGGAGUCGUAGCAAGUCUCGUGAACGUAAGCGAAAGAAGGAUAAAAAGCACAAAAAGGAUAAGGACAAAUCGAUGGAGAAGAAGCAGAAACACAGGGAUGAGAAGGCACAGACUAGCGACGAAAAGACUGCCCCAGAGGGUAACCCUGAGGGUGAUUCUCUUGUAAAGAAACAGCGGAAAAAUCCCAGACUUGUUUCUGACCGUAAGCGCUCCAUUCUGGACGAGGCGAGCUUCGAGCCAGAUUACUCAGCAUCAGACUCCGAGUCCGAUGGAGAAGAGAGCAAAACUCUGAAGAAACCGAAGCUUGAGGAAGUCCCAGAGGUAAGUGAGAAAGAUUCUGACGGUAAAAUUGCUAAACGAAGGGUCAAAUCUAGUUCGGACGACGACUCAAGCUCAACGGAGAGCUCCUCCUCGGAGACUGACAGUUCGGAGGACUCUCACAGGAAGCGCAAGAAGAAGCAUAAAAAACAUAGGAAGAGAAAAAUAAAGAAGGAGAGCAGCAGUGACAGUGACAGUUACUCAGACUCUUCUGAGUCGAGCUCGGAGGAGGAGAGGCACAAGAAAAAAUCCAAGAAAUCGAAGAGCAAGAGCAAACAAUCCAAGAAGAAGAAGAAAUCCAAACACAAAUGACGUCAUUAAUAUCAACGCAUUGGUGCGUUGAAGUCCGGUAUGAUUGAUAAAUUUUUAAUGAAUCUUACUCGACUCGGUUUCCAAUGAAUGAUGACAGGCUGACCACUCGAGGGAGUUUGAAUGCUAGUGGUCUAAUGUGUAAUUUAAUAACUUACUUUUUCCAAGGAAACAUUUUUGACUUUAUUUAAAUUAUUCUUACUCUUUUGUGAACUGAACAUUGAGUCGUGAGUGGAUGCUGUGCAAAUACAUCGGUUUGAUUGUUGCAUAUAAGUUGAACAUAAUUAUAAUAAAUAAAGUGAGUAAAAAUCCAAUAGAGUCGAUAUUAUUAUAAUUAUAUUGUACUUUCAUAAUGUUCUGCCGAUAUUAUAAAGAGAAAAUAAACAGAGUAGUUCUUUAAAAAAUAAA